AUUUCAACAAACCUUGGAACAAGCCGACUUCCAAACAAUCAAUUUCAAAAAAAUAGGCCUGCAUCCUGGGCGGGACAGUAGCCGCAUCCUGCAGAUUUCGUAGACGCCACCACUCUUAAAGCUUUCGAAAAUUCGGGCGGGUUUGCGGUGGAAACGGUACAGCUACAAAGCCGCCAGGUUUAGGGCCGCUUCCUGUCGGGUCGAGGGAGCGAAUCCCGGGUUCGGGUAAAUGCUCCUGCCGUUAAACUGGUCCCGAAAGCCAUAUUGGAACAAUAUCCUUCGCCAGGUUUGCGGUAGUUUUUAUCGCGCUCGACUAAAGGCUAAUGUCCCUGAGUACAUAAAGGUGCUUUUGGACUGUACGACCAACCACUGAAAAGCGAUCCGCUUACGCAGCAACACAUCUCUCAUUCCUACCAUAGUUUCCAUCUUUCAAGUGCCCAGCAUGAACGCAGCCCACCACGAUAUGGCCCUGUUCGGCAGCUGGGUGAAAUACCAGCAUUAUGUCCAAACCAGCAAUUCAAAUGUGCCACGAAUACUGUCUUCGCAGGAAAUUGCACUGGCCGCCGAUCUAGGCAGCAAUUUUGAUUUUACGAAUGCUUUCCGUCAACGUCUUGAGCUUGGACGCGAUCUUUACACCGGAGUUCGGCAGAAUUUGAUGACAAUUCUUCAAAUUUGGGAUGCUGUAAUGGACGAAAGAGACAUAUUUGAAACGUCGGGAAGCUUUACGCUGCAUCAAGAUAUCCAGAAGGCGUUCAUUUUUUGUACAGAUACCAUUACGGCUAGGGUGAAUGUUGGAUCAUUAGGACCACAAGGGCUCCCGAACUACACCCCAACAUCCAGGCCUCCAAAACUCCAAAUAUGUACCGAAAAGUUGGGGCCGUACUAUGCAGGCCACGGCCAGUUUUUUGCCGAUAUAACGGCGGUAGGAAGGCAUGUCCAACAAAGUAUUGGGCCAUACACGGAGUUCCUUGCCUUAUCAGACUCCGGAGAUGCUGGAAAUAUCGAAAUCAACGACGAAGAUAAAGAAGAGACCGUUGAUGAAAACGAACACAAUGACGAAGGUGAUUACACGGAUGACGACGACGACGACGACGACAACAAGAGCGAUGAUGAUUAUCAGGAGGAGAAUAGUGAGAACGAUACGUCUCGGAUAAGUUUCCAAGCCCAAGGCACCCCUAUCAAAAAGGGAAGGGAAUCUUCUCUGGAUAAACUGGUCAAAUUCGAUAUGGCUUGGGUUAAUGAUACUCAAGGGUUUAGUAUGGGAUCGGAACCGGACUUUGAAGAACUGUCCCGUCCCGCACCGAGCCUUUCUACCAAGUGAACGUAUGCAAAUGUUCAUGAAAACGAGACUGUUAACAGAGAUAAGUCCAAAAGGCAAAGGAAAUAAACCAAAAGACUGAGAAGAAAUUUCUUGAAUAGUGUCAUUUUUGCUAGAAGUUUGGCUUGGUUUCGAAUAGUUUUUGAUUUUCCUCGUUUUUCGAUCAAAGGCAGCUGGAUUAACUGGGUUUUUUUAAAGGAUUUGUUUGCAGAAUGUGAAAAGGCAUUAGUUUGAC
Molecule: messenger RNA, 1553 nt
Organism: Pyricularia oryzae 70-15
Lineage: Eukaryota; Fungi; Ascomycota; Sordariomycetes; Magnaporthales; Pyriculariaceae
Exons: 1
Coding region: 443-1321 (292 amino acids)
Source: RefSeq, a predicted model, not a curated record